CAUUCGUCGCGUGGGUGAACGACUCGCACCGGUGCAACGGCUGAGGUUUAGCUGGAAGAAAUCCGCGAUUCCUCCUUGAAAUGUCUCACCCAGCUCCGUCGGAGAAGCCCUCCAAGCCCGAGAACCCUCGCGUUUUCUUCGAUGUGGACAUCGACGGAGAACGAGUGGGCCGGAUUGUUCUGGAGCUGUUUGCCGACGUCGUCCCCAGGACCGCGGAGAACUUCCGGGCGCUGUGCACCGGCGAGAAAGGCGUGGGGCAGUCGACGGGGAAACCGCUGCACUUCAAGGGAUGCCCCUUCCACAGAAUCAUCAAGAAGUUCAUGAUCCAAGGAGGCGACUUCUCAAACCACAACGGCACGGGGGGCGAGAGCAUCUACGGGGAGAAGUUUGAGGAUGAAAACUUCCACUACAAGCACGACAGAAUGGGCCUUCUGAGCAUGGCCAACGCCGGGCCCAACACCAACGGGUCCCAGUUCUUCAUCACCACCGUCCCCACGCCGCACCUGGACGGAAAGCACGUGGUCUUUGGACAAGUGUUAAAAGGGAUCGGCGUUGUCAAAAUGCUGGAGUCCAUGGAAACCACCGAGGACACCCCAGUAAAGGCUUGCGUCAUCGCGGACUGCGGCGAGCAUAAGGACGGGGACAGCUGGGGCGCCGCAGCGAGCGACGGCACAGGAGACGCCCACCCAGACUUCCCCGAGGACUCCGACAUCGACUUUAAAGAUGUUGACAAAGUUCUGUCGGCUGCCGAAGACGUGAAGAAUAUUGGAAACGUCCUUUUUAAGAACCAGGACUGGAAAGCCGCGGUGAAUAAGUACAAGAAAGCGCUGCGAUACCUGGAGGCGAGCGGCGAGCUGCUGGACGAGGAAGAGGAGCAGAAGAAGCUGGAGCCCACCGCCGUCAGCUGCUUCCUCAACACGGCAGCCUGUAAACUGAAGCUGCAGCUCUGGCAGGAGGCGCUGGAGAGCUGCGACGAGGCUCUUGAACUAAACCAGGAGAACACUAAGGCACUUUUCCGGAGGGCCCAGGCCUGGCAGGGCUUGAAGGAGCAUAACAAAGCCUUGGCCGAUCUAAAGAAAGCUCAGGGAAUCGCUCCAGAAGACAAAGCCAUCAUCAACGAGAUGAAGAAAGUCCAACUCAAAAUCCAAGAGGAGAAGGAGAAAGAGAAGAAGAUCUAUGCCAAGAUGUUUGCCUGAAGACUUUGUGCCGCAGCAAAUUAUCGUUUAAUAAUUGGAGUCGCCUCUUCAGUUAAACCUGAACUCUAACAGUAUUUCCAUUCGCCUGGAGAAUCUGGUUUCAUGUUUCGUCACUUUGCUGCUGACUUUCCCCACCGGGGGGCCGAUCAGGGUUAUCUGUGCUCCACUGUGGCCCUCAGCGAGCGCCGGAGUCCGAAGCCGAGCCGGUUACAGCUGACGGACUGGGCAAACAGUCGUUUUCCAGAAAUGUGUCGUUUUGUUUUUGUGUGUCUGACUGGCGAAUAAAACAAAGGAUAACUGCA
Messenger RNA from Fundulus heteroclitus (mummichog), 1498 nucleotides. RefSeq names its product peptidylprolyl isomerase D (gene ppid). Gene Ontology annotation, molecular function: peptidyl-prolyl cis-trans isomerase activity; protein binding. NCBI's taxonomy places the organism in Eukaryota, Metazoa, Chordata, Actinopteri, Cyprinodontiformes, Fundulidae. Gene Ontology annotation, biological process: protein peptidyl-prolyl isomerization; protein folding. The coding region runs from base 81 to 1196 and encodes 371 amino acids. The record is from RefSeq and is a predicted model, not a curated record. The transcript is spliced from 10 exons.